AGGUCGCAGCGAAGGGCACAGAUGGCGGAGAAAUCCAUAAACAUGAGGCCGGAGAAGACAUUGAGAGCUCGUCGCCCGCGGCGUUCGUCACGCUACGGGGAACCACAGAAGAAGAGACUUGUUGGACACGGACGCAGGAGCUGAGACGAGCCUGAGUCCCGUUGCCAUGGAGGUGUCGCUAGCGGCUGAGGCGCUUGGCUGCAGCAGCGCAGCUACGGUUCUGGAGACGCGUCUCCUUGGAGCGGCCGCUUUAUCUUAUCUCUCCAAGGGCCGGUUUCCGUGCUUCCAGUGCCGCACGACGCGACCUCCGCUCCGCAGCCGAGAGGAGGAACUUCUCAGACUGGGCAGACGCUGCGGGUUUAUGCUGUGCAGCAGCUAAACACCUGUUCAUUUCACCAACCUGAAAGCAGCACUGCUGUGUCCUGGAAACUAUAUCCUGAGGGACGUGACCUGCAGGGCUUGACCUUUUUCACACGACUUGGUCUAUUUGACCAAGUAAAUGAUUAAUUAGUACAAUUCUUAAAAUCUUUUAGAUAAUUUUAGAUCCAGAAUGAAGCAAGCUCCCAUCAAAUAUGACUCACUGAACACUAAUAUGUUAUGAUGAGCUCAACACAGAGAUGUGUUAACUGAACUGGUUGCGGGGCCACUUACAUCUUCCAUAAUAACAUUGUCUUUAAUUUAAAUUUUCUUCUAGUCUGUUUUAUUUCUGGGAUUCAGAUUCACUGUGUUCUAAACAAUUAGAGCCUUGUUGCAUGUUCUGUAACGUCUCCAGUGCGUCUGUGGCGCUCGGUACCACUCGCUCCUCAUUGACAGCUGCUUUGUCCAAUCGCUGCCCGGAAUCCACUUGCGGUCCAAUCGCCAGCGGGAUGAGCGCACGCUCUUCGCUGAUUGGCGGAGAAGAGGGUGUCGGUACCUCUCGCGCUGCCUCCUCUGGUACUGGUGCCUUUCCUCCGCUCAAGGUUGCACUUGCGGUGAUCGCAGCAGGACUCGGACGGAUCUCCCUUUACGCACCAACGGAGCCGCAGACCAGUCGCCGAGCCUUCGCCAUGGAUGAAAUGGAAGAGGAGUUAAAAUGCCCGGUGUGCGGCUCCUUUUACCGGGAGCCCAUCAUACUGCCGUGCUCCCACAACAUCUGUCUGGCUUGUGCCCGGAAUAUUCUUGUGCAGACCCCUGACGCCGAGUCUCCGCAGAGCAGCCGCGCGUCUGGAUCCGGCGUCUCCGAUUAUGACUACCUGGAUUUAGAUAAAAUGAGUUUGUACAGCGAGGCGGACAGCGGCUACGGGUCAUACGGGGGCUUCGUGAGCGCCCCGACCACCCCGUGCCAAAAAUCACCUAACGGGGUGCGGGUUUUCCCCCCGACGGUCCCGCAGCCUGCCCCGCAACACCACCUGCUACCGCAGCCCGGCUCCCUGCCGCCGAUCCCCCGCAACUCGUGCAUCACGUGCCCGCAGUGCCACCGCAGCCUCAUCCUGGACGACCGGGGGCUGCGCGGGUUCCCCAAGAACCGCGUGCUGGAGGGGGUCGUGGACCGGUACCAGCAGAGCAAAGCGGCCGCGCUCAAGUGCCAGCUGUGCGAGAAGAGUCCGAAGGAGGCCACGGUGAUGUGCGAGCAGUGCGACGUCUUCUACUGCGACCCGUGCCGCCUCCGGUGCCACCCGCCCCGCGGACCGCUCGCCAAGCAUCGCCUGGUGCCGCCGGCGCAGGGGCGGAUCAGCCGCCGCGCCAGUCCCCGCAAGAUCUCCACCUGCACGGAGCACGAGCUGGAGAACCUGAGCAUGUACUGCGUGCAGUGCAAGACGCCCGUGUGCUACCAGUGUCUGGAGGAGGGCAAGCACGGCACGCACGAGGUCAAGGCUCUGGGCGCGAUGUGGAAGCUGCACAAGGGUCAGCUGUCCCAGGCGCUCAACGGCCUGUCGGACCGAGCCACCGAGGCCAAGGAGUUCCUGGUCCACCUGAGGAACAUGGUGCAGCACAUCCAGGAGAACGGCGUGGAGUUCGAGGCCUGCCUGGUGGCGCAGUGCGACGCGCUCAUCGACGCCCUGAACCGGCGCAAGGCCCAGCUGCUGUCGCGGGUGAACAAGGAGCACGAGCACAAGCUAAAGGUCGUUCGGGACCAGAUCUCCCACUGCACGGUGAAGCUGCGUCAGACCACGGGGCUGAUGGAGUACUGCCUGGAGGUCAUCAAGGAGAACGACCCCAGCGGUUUCCUUCAGAUCUCUGACGCUCUGAUCCGGAGGGUCCACAUGACGGAGGGCCAGUGGGGGAAGGGGACGCUCACCCCGAGGAUGACCAGCGACUUCGACCUCACGCUGGACAGCGGGCCUCUGCUGCAGACCAUCCACCAGCUGGACUUUGUGCAGAUGAAAGUCCCAGCUGCUCCGAUGCUCCAGCUGGAAGAAUGCUGCACUCAGAACAACAGCGCCACGUUGUCCUGGAAGCAGCCGCCGCUCUCCACCAUCACCGUGGACGGGUACAUCCUGGAGCUGGACGAUGGGAACGGCGGCCCCUUCAGGGAGGUGUACGUGGGGACCGAGACCAUCUGCACCGUGGACGGGCUCCACUUCAACAGCACGUACAAGUCCAGAGUGAAGGCCUUCAACGGCAGCGGAGUGGGCCAGUACAGCAAGACGCUGGUCAUGCAGACCUCUGAGACUGGACUCCCUCCAUGUGAUAUUCAGUCUAUAGGCACAGUUGCCUGGUUCACCUUCGACCCGGCCUCCGCUCACCCCGACAUCGUCUUCUCCAACGACAACCUGACGGUGUCGUGCAGCAGCUACGACGACAGGGUGGUCAUGGGCAACUCCGCCUUCUCCCGCGGCGUGCACUACUGGGAGAUGACCGUGGACCGCUACGACAACCACCCGGACCCGGCCUUCGGGGUCGCCCGGGGCGACGUGCUGAAGGACGUGAUGCUGGGGAAGGACGACAAAGCCUGGGCCAUGUACGUGGACAACAACCGCUCCUGGUUCAUGCACAACAACUCGCACACCAACAGGACGGACGGUGGCAUCGCCAAGGGAACCACCAUCGGGGUGCUGCUCGACUUCACGCGCAGGAUCCUCAUCUUCCUCAUCAACGACGAGCAGCAGGGCCCGGUGGCGUUUGAAGGGCUGGAGGGCGUGUACUACCCGGCCAUCAGCCUCAACCGAAACGUCCAGGUCACACUGCACACUGGGCUGCCCAUCCCGGACUUCUACACCCCGGGGGAGGCGGAUCCCACCAGCUCUGUGUGUUGAUACCUCACCCAGGGUUCCUCCUGCCGGUCAAUGACUAAAGUUCCACGCUCGCCCCGGACCCCCUGACCCCUGACCCACAGAUGAGCCAUGCCUUUGUCAAGCUUAAUACUCGGACGCGUGGACAUGUCAAUACAGACGGUGCUUUGGCAUCUGUACCUUACCCUGAAAAAAAGAUGUGAUGUAACGCAGGUCCUUGAAGGAGCAGUUUGACAAUAUAAAUCCACCAAUACAACAAAACCAAAGCUGAAAACAUUUAUGGCUGUGCUUUUAAAGCAGGAAUUCCCAGAUAGAUUUUCCAGGAGACCAGAUUUAGUUACUACUUCCCCUCGUUCCCAGUUCACACAGGUCAAUACUUCCCAGUUGAUGGAACUGUUUCUUUUAAAGAGCAAGGUAGUUUUUUUAAUCCGAUUCAUCAUCUUCUUUCUUUCAAAAGCACAUGAUUUCGCCAGAGGGAGCGCGUGGGCUCAGCUCCCCCGUGCGGACGUCACACUGGUCCCUGGACGAGAGCAAUAGCCCGACUCUCAGACUGUCGCACCCCCGUCCGUGUUAAUGAGAUGCUUUUCUUAGUGGCUUAGCUCGUGUGAAUCGUCUGUCUCGUCCGCAAAUCAAACAAAACUAACGGAGUGGUGGAAACGAGGCGAUUCUGCGUGUGAUGAAGAUUUACUGUACAGGUGACGACUGUGAAGCUGUUUGAAUAAGGUGCUACAGCAGCUUGCUUAGUUCUUUUUUUACUGUAGGUGACUGAAUCCCGGUAGUUUUGUAAUAUUGUUAUUGAGAUGAUCUAUAUAAGACGUGUAUAGCUGAGUAAGUUAUAAAUGUUGAGAGUUUUUUAACGAGGCUUCGUCGUGGUUUCUUGAUGUACAGUAUAGUUAUUACAGAGAGGAAUCAACAGAACCUUUGGUCGUUCAGAGUCUGUCCUCGGGCCGAUGAGGGGGACGUGUGAACCGGUUUAUGUCCUGCAACAGCAACAGAAGGGGCGACGAUGCAAAGGCAGCAGUUUCCUCCAGCACCAAGAGAGGGACCUGUUGCCCAUGACGACGCCUGCGAAGUUGGGCCCUGGCGGCACAUUUCCACUCAGUGAGGUGCUAUCCUCUGAUUCCCAUGGGUGUGCCUUCGCCCCCCCCCCUCUCCAAAACCCAGAGGAUUUACCAGGACUUUGCUACAAACCCGAUUCAUUGCUUCAGCAGAGUCGACUGUAACAUCUGUGAUGCCUGACUUCACCUGCUGCUACGUAUUUUUCUAUUGCAAAAAGGGCAAAACUCCAAUAGAAUUAUGUUUGCUAUGGAUCUAAUAACCACAGUAUUGAAGAGAAUGUCCCAGUCAGGUGUGUUUUCUAACUUUUUAGACCCUGUGUGUUUGUUCGGAACCCUCCCCCGGGGACGUCGGCGCACGUGAACGUGUGUCGGCCUCAGCGUGAAGCCCAAUCCGGACGCCGGAUGAAUCCGAGCGCUGAUUCGGGCUAAAUUCAAUUGGACGAUGUCCAAGGUGAGCCUUUUGUCCGGCGGUGCAGCCAUUAUCGCGGCGUUACGUAAACCUCAGAGCUGGAGACAAACACGCCGGAGUGGCUCUCGCUCGGCCUCACGUCUCACUUUGGUCGUUUUAACAUAUCUCGUCGUUGCUGAUGUCAUGUCAGAUCGUUGUGCUGAGCUGAUGGAGGGUGCUCACAUUUUACAAGGCGCGUGAUUGUAUCAUUUUUUAGCCAAAUGCGUGUUCCUGACAAAUCCAGGGGGUUGUUCCACUGAGUCGUAGAGCCUCGUCAAACUUUUAUGAAUUAUUGAAAGGGUGAACACAGUCGCUGGGCGACAAUGGAUGUUAUUUCUCCAGAUGUACAGUAAAUACACAAAGUGUGCGUGUGUGAGUGUGUGAGCGGCGGUAUGACCUCAUUUUGACUCCAAAGUGAUUGUUGUUGCCUGUUUGAUCGGAGGUGGAAUGUCGUCACUCGAUAUUAUUAUUUCCAGAAAUACUGAUACUGAAGCGUGUCUAUCGAUAUGAAACGAGCAUUGAUUUUAACACAGUGUGGUUGUUACAUUCUAUAUGUAUCAUUUCCAAACUACUGCUUUUAUUAUGAUGAUUUGAAAUGUAAUAACAGCCUCUGUGUUUUCUGUAUGUGAAUAUUCAAUAAAUAUGUGUCAACAAGA
Betta splendens (Siamese fighting fish) is the source of this 5374-nucleotide messenger RNA. It is a transcript of the gene trim9, whose product is annotated as tripartite motif containing 9. The record is from RefSeq and is a predicted model, not a curated record. Gene Ontology annotation, molecular function: zinc ion binding; protein binding. Lineage: Eukaryota; Metazoa; Chordata; Actinopteri; Anabantiformes; Osphronemidae. The transcript is spliced from 12 exons. The coding region runs from base 753 to 3236 and encodes 827 amino acids.